AGGAAAGAGUACAAAAAUCAGUCAACGGAGUGAGCAGUCGCAAUAGCAAUUGACAAAGAAUAGUCCAAUGAUCUGAGGUAGAAGAAAGUUUCAGGACUGUUCUCCUUUCAUCAGCAAUGACCACCAUUAAUUUCACUGCACAAUGCUUUGAUCGAGCUUCAACUCUUUUGCACAUUUCACAUUCUGCAGCCGCAGCCACCAUGGCCAUGGAGGAUAAAGACAACAAUAUCUGGAGAGAUCGGCAAAGACAAAGCCUAAUUGCUACCUUUCUCAAAAACCAGCUUAGAAAUUUCAGGAAAACAACACCAGAUUCGGUAUCUAUAUGUAGUCGUUUGCCAUUUUCCCUAUCUUGUCUUAUUCGUUUUCGAGAAUUAUUGUCAUCGUCGCCAUCGAUGAAUCAUCCUCGUGUUUAACGCUUCUUUGGACUUCAGCAUCCCGACAAUUUAUUUUUGCAGGAUUCGUAUUUCACUUCAAAUACCAUGUUCCUUGUUCCUCCCAUCUUUCUUUUUUAUAUUUUUUUGUUUACUUGUAUCGCUUAAUUCAGGGGCAUUGGUUUCUUAUAUUUCCCAAUAGUUCUGAAACCCUUCUCCUCCAUUGAUUGUUGCGAUGAAGACCGUCGCUCUGAAUUAGGAUUCCGGAAUCGGUGAUCGCAACUUGAAAGAGCCAAAUGAGUCCGGCUUUGAACUUAAUGAAGCAGAGGAAGGAUGGUUAUGAGCCGUCUGAUACUGAGACAGAAUGGCAAGAAAGCCCCUGGAAUGAUCCUAAUGAGAAGAAACUUGUACUAGAUUACAAUAAUCGAAGAACUGAUUCGGCAGUAUCCAAGAAGUUCAGUAUGGCGGCGAAUGUUUCUCCUCCUGGUUUGCGGAGAAACGGUGGCCAAACCCCUCGCCGGCCAGCCAAAGACGACAGUGUUCUUGUUAUGCUUCAGAGAAACAUCAGCCCAUUGUCAAGAGCAGAAAGAAGAAGACACGAGUCUCCUUUUAAAGCUUCGGGGGAGGAAAUUGGAAGCUCUAGCAUGAGGUCAAGAAAAGAGGAGAAGUUCACUUAUUCUCAUGGGAGUAACAAAACAAGUCAAAAACCAAGUCAUAGUAGGAGAUCGGUGACUGCUCCAAGGUUGAGGAUGAGAGAUGAACAUAUGAUUGCUGCUAAUGAUUUAUCUCAAAGGAGAGAGAGAGCAGCUCCAACCUUGAAGGUCAGCUCCAUCCUGCAGCAACCAAAGGAGAUUUCCCACGUGAAGUCUCCAUCUAUUGGUGAAAUGAAUGAGAUGAUUGCAGAUGGAAGGAUUAAUAGAGGUUUGGCUUUUAAUGACCCUGUGGUUGAAAGCACAGGGUCCAUCUCGCCGGGGGAUAUAUUCUUUUCUCGUGAUGGUUUGCCUGUUGGGAUGAAUAACAAUGUCACAGCAAAGAGAAAUGCAUUCAAGAACUAUAUAAGUCCAAAACCUACAUUUGUGACUAAAAAGAAUGAUGAUACUUAUAAUCAAGUGGUAGUAAAUGCUAAUGGUAGAGAGGUUUCUUCUACUGGAGGAGGUUUGUCAACGACCACAAACAGUAGUGCUGCUGUAAGUAGAGAAAAUAGUAGUAGAAUUAGCAUGGAAAAUAGUAAGAUCAGUGAUGUGAGUGGAAGAACAAGUGAAAGUACUAAAAGGUUUAUAGCCAACAGACGAAAGAAGAAGAAUGAUAUAUGGUUUUCUUGUAUGAGGAAUGGGACUUGCAGGACAACAAAAUCGCCUGAAAAGCGACCAUUCGAUGAAGCUACAUAUAUUGAAAAGGCAAACGUUGUUGAAUACUUGAAACCCUUCUGGGCGGAUCAGCAUCGACCGGUUUCCUUAAAUGGGUUCACUUUCCAUAAGCAUGAGGCCCAACUUCUCAAGCAGUUAGUUUCACAGGACAGUUUCCCCCACAUUCUGUUCAAAGGUCCACGAGGAUCUGGUAAAAGAGUGCUGAUGAUGGCUCUUCUGCGUGAGAUAUAUGGUGAUUCAUGUUGGAAUGUUUCUCAUGAUUUGCGACGAUUCCAGAUUCAGGAAAGAAAACUGACGCAAGUCUUCGUUCCAUUGACAUCAAGUGCUCACCACGUGGAGCUAAAUUUAAGCUCGGAAUCAAAUGCUAAAUAUGCUUUGCUGGGAUUGGCUAAAGAAAUAGGCAGUGAAUAUUCUAUUAAUGUGGAAGCAAGAAAUGUCAAUCCAAAGGCAAUUUUCAAAGUGGUAGUCCUUAUAGAUGUAGACAAAGCCGCAGAGGAUAUUCAGCACUUGCUUAGGUGGAUUAUGGAUGGCUAUAAGGAUGCUUGCAAAGUUGUACUCUGUUGUGAAGACGACUCGGGCAUCCUUGAAUCGGUGAUAAGCCGCUGCAAAGUUAUCAAAAUUAACCCUCCUGUAACUCAUGAAAUCAUGGAUGUCCUCAUCAAAAUAGCAGAGAAGGAGGAAUUUGACUUACCAAUGAACUUUGCUUCUAAGAUUGCUGCUAAAGCAAAGCAAAACCUGAGAAGAGCAAUCAUGGCGCUAGAAGCAUGCAAGGCACACAAUUAUCCACUUUCUGAUGACCAGCCAAUCCCUAUUGGAUGGGAAGAUGCCGUGGUAGAACUUGCGGCCCAUAUUCUCGAAGACCCAUCGAAUCCAAGAUUACACCAAGUAAAAGAAAAAAUUCAGAAGCUUCUAGUUGAUUCAGUUCAUCCUAAACUAAUUCUCCAGAAGCUUGUAGAACAAUUUCUGAAAAGAAUUGAGAUGAGAUCAAGAAGGGAACUUUAUUAUUGGCAUGCUUACUAUAACAAGAGACUCCCAAUUGAAACUGGAGUAGGUGCUUUACCCAAAUUGGAAGAAUUUGUGGCAAAGUUCAUGAGCAUGUACAGGAAAAGCUCCACCAACUUCGUCUAUGAUUGAUAAAAAUGUUGAUAAUGGUGAAAGGUUAUUUGUUUUUGUUUUUGUUUUUUUUUUUCUUUAAUUUUAUAAUAGAACAAUUGCUAAUAUCCAUUUUAUAAGUUGGAUAUACAAAAGAGAAACUAAGCAUCAUAGUUUGACUAUGCAUCCAAAGUCUAGAGGGAAUGGUGAUUACGUGGUGGUCGCUUUUAAUAAUUUUCCUCUAAUCACUUUAUAAUAAUUAUUGUUCAUUGUAAUAAUUUUCUUUUUGAAAAAAGUUAUAAUAAAUAGAAUAAAAUUUUAUAA
Molecule: messenger RNA, 3154 nt
Organism: Cucumis melo (muskmelon)
Lineage: Eukaryota; Viridiplantae; Streptophyta; Magnoliopsida; Cucurbitales; Cucurbitaceae
Exons: 11
Coding region: 668-2872 (734 amino acids)
Biological process (GO): DNA-templated DNA replication; DNA repair
Cellular component (GO): nucleus; DNA replication factor C complex
Molecular function (GO): DNA binding; DNA clamp loader activity
Source: RefSeq, a predicted model, not a curated record